Molecule: messenger RNA, 2664 nt
Organism: Candoia aspera
Lineage: Eukaryota; Metazoa; Chordata; Lepidosauria; Squamata; Candoiidae
Gene: ENG
Product: endoglin
Exons: 15
Coding region: 385-2352 (655 amino acids)
Biological process (GO): cell migration; vasculogenesis; transforming growth factor beta receptor signaling pathway
Cellular component (GO): cell surface
Molecular function (GO): glycosaminoglycan binding; transforming growth factor beta binding; type II transforming growth factor beta receptor binding
Source: RefSeq, a predicted model, not a curated record
AAACUUUUGGCAGCAGUUCCCAAAAGGGAGUUGAUUUCCUGCUUCGGCGUAUCAUUAGCGCUGAGCCGAGCCGUGCCUGAACAUUGAGGCAGCUGGAGCUCAGAGGCCAGAGAGCUGCUCCGUCUGGCAGUCCCCAACCUGUGGAUCCCUGGCCUGGUUGCGUUGUGCCCUCGGCUGCUUGGCUCCAUCACCCCCUGGUCUUCCUGAAAGGGACCAAGGCUGGAUUGGAGAAUAGCCGAACUGAGCCGCCUGCAUCUUUCACGUCCCGCCGCAGAACGACGCAGCCCGGCAGAGAUCAGCUUCCCUAGCCCCUUGCCUCUGGACACCGGCUAAAGGGGUCAGAGAGGAGCAGGGACUGACGGGGACCGUCUGGAUAGCCUGGAGAUGGCCCUGUGGCACCUCGCCAUGCUGUUUCUGAUCUCUGGCACUGCGGCCACAACAGCAAGUAUGUUGAAUUCCCUGGGAUGUGUUCCUGAGCCUAUCAGCAAAGACCAGGCAGUCAGGGUCUUCUACACAACCAGUGUGGUGCCCAGUGGUUGUGAGGCCCAUGGUCCAACUGCUCCUGACCUCGAGGUCCAUGUUUUGAAUCUGAGACACAGCAGUUCCCAGAUGUCCACUGUCCUGCUCAAUGUGUCCGGCAGGGCAGCAAAAGAAAAGUGCAAAGCGGUGUUUGUUGUGAACUCCAACAGCAGCCUUAUUCUGACCAUCCAUCCAGAGGGUGAUUGUCGCCUUGUCAUCAUUCACGCUCCUCAUAGCUAUCUCAUGCCUCCAUUCAAUGAAGAAUCCAACAUAACCAGCCUGCCUUUCUCCAGCGAUCAGCUUUUGAUGUGGGCCAAGGAAAUGUAUGGUGGUAUCUCCUCCUUUGCAGAGUUAGAAGAUCCUCAACAGAUUCACUUCCAAGUGGGGAGAGAGCCCAGCGCAAAUGAAGAUUGCAUCUUGGCGCAGAACUUCAACGCCGAACCGUAUCUAGAGGUAGACGUUGUUUCCCACAAGGUGGAGACUUGCUUGGAUUCCAGGAAAGUGUCUGGAAAGCUGGCUCACAUCCUGUGGCUGCAACAGAGUUCAUCGGAUGAGAGGAUGCAGACGGUGGAACUGAAUGUAAAAAUGGUGUGCAGGGACAGAAGUUUGGAGAAGGAAGCAGAGAUACCCCUGGCCUUGUGGCUUAAGAGCCACCAAAAUACGGUGUGGAAGAUGGGACCAGGGCUUUCAUUUGUGCAACUCUCGGCAUCUGGUAAAUAUUCAGUCCCAGUCUUUGGGAUGCAAAACGGUGUGGCUCUUCCCGACAGCAAGGAGGAACUGAUUCAAAAGGCCCGCAACAAUUCCUUCGUCGCUUCUUACACCGAAAUCCCUUCGGCGAAAACCAUAACCUUGGAAUAUGAUAAGCUUUGUGGAUCAUCCGUAGCCACAACCACACAGCCGCCACCACAAAGAGAAAAUCUGACUGUCCUUUUCCAUCGGUUCAUCGAUCUUUGCAAGCCGUGGAAGUGCUUGGAUAGCAGCAUCGAAAUUGCCAUCCCCAAGACUUAUCUGGAGGCUUUGCCAAUGCUGGUCGACGAAAUCACCUUGAAAGAUCCCAGCUGCAGGGCGAGAGACAACUCCACGCAUUUUGUUCUCAACAGCAUUCUGGACAAAUGUUCCACCCAGCUGGAAGGGGGCAUCCAUGUAAAAAACCAGUUCAUCCUGACACUGCCUGUCUUUCCGGGGAAAGUCACGGUGCCGUUUGAAUGUGACCUGCCAGAGAAAGUUUCCCUCCAGCUUUACAACACGGCAGACUUCCACUCGCCGAGCGCUCCAGUGGUAGAGGCUAACCAAGUUACCUUUGUGGAGGUGUCAUUCCGGACAGCCAUUCAACAGUUUUCUCUAGAAAUUGGAGACUGUUUCUUAAAAACCCAAGACAACAUACCUCAGUUGCUCUUCUACCAAGAGAAGUCUCUGAGUUACUCUGUGAUGUCCUUGAAAUCACCCAGCCCAAAGACCCAACGCUUCAGCUUUAUCUACAAGCCAGAAGAUGAGCUGUGGUCCAUCAAACCCGCCACCCUAGCUUGCAUGGUCCAUCUGAACACCUCAAAUGAGAAACUGCGAAGUUACGAGGGCUCUUUAGAAGUGAUGCUGCAAAACCCUCAGCCCCAUAAUCGAGGCUUGAGGAUCGGCACCGUCCUGGGAAUUGCCUUUGGAGCGUUUUUAAUUGGAGUCCUGCUCACCGGGGCGCUGUGGUGCAUCUAUUCUCACACCCGUCCGAUAGCCAAAACACAGCCCGUCUCGGCCAACCCAUCGGCAUCUGAGAGCAGCAGCACCAACCAUAGUUUGGGGAGUACCCAGAGCACCCCAUGUUCCACCAGCAGCAUGGCAUAGCACCAUGAAAAUACAGAACCAACCAGACUGCUUCCUGGAGGACUUCUCUGGAGGGAUGGGGGUCAGGACUGCAAAACAGUUGGACUCCAGGCUGGCAAAGAGGGUUCAGAUCCAACCGAGGCAACUCCUGUUCUUCCCCUGAAUACAUUGAAGCGUUGUUUUCAGCCAGCAACUUUGAAGGAUGCUUCUUGGAAAUUAUCAAGACCAGUUGAUAGCACAGCAGCUGCUGGUUCCCUGCUUUCACCCACCACCGGAGUAGAGACCUUAAUCCGUGGUCUUUCUUGCCAAGGUUAAUUCUUGCCAAGGUCUUCA